Molecule: messenger RNA, 597 nt
Organism: Lipotes vexillifer (Yangtze River dolphin)
Lineage: Eukaryota; Metazoa; Chordata; Mammalia; Artiodactyla; Lipotidae
Gene: ANKRD66
Product: ankyrin repeat domain 66
Exons: 3
Molecular function (GO): protein binding
Source: RefSeq, a predicted model, not a curated record
AUGGAAUUGACCAAACUGUCCGACAUGCUAAAACUCCACCAAGCUGUAGCUGCUGGGGACUACCAUUCAUUGAAAAAGAUUUUGAAGAAAGGUUUCUGUGACCCAAACUACAAGGAAGUGGACUGGAAUGACCGAACCCCACUUCACUGGGCUGCGAUCAAGGGACAUAUGGAGGUGCUGCCGCUCCUGAUAGAACACGGGGCCAGGCCCUGCCUGGUAACUGAUGUGGGCUGGACCCCUGCUCAUUUCGCAGCUGAAUCGGGCCAUCUGAACGUGCUCAAAACUCUCCAUGCCCUGCACGCCGCCAUCGACGCCCCUGACUUCUUUGGAGACACACCAAAGAGGAUCGCAUAGAUCUAUGGGCAGAAAGCCUGUGUAGCAUUCCUGGAGCACAGUAAGGCUGAGCCCCAGUGCUGGGACCACCGCCAGGCCACCAAGCAGAAGGGGCUGCAGCGUGAUCAGCGGGAUGAAGACUGGGAUGCCAAGAAGAGGGCGUUGGAGCUGUCUCUUCCUUCCUCAAAGCAAAACACUAAUAAGAAAAAGAAUAAGACUCGAGGCCCCACCAGGCUCAGCAAUACCAAGGACAGGAGAGUGUGA